AUGCAGAGCUCGGUAUUACCUGCUGAUGUUGAUACCUCGCCAUCGAGCGAUACGCUCAAGCAAGAGGAGAGUGGUGAUGAUGACGAAGAAGACGAAAGGGGGACGGAUGGCAGGCGGCUAGGAGUGCAUGGCGGAGGACUGGAGCGCGAGGAAGAGGACAGGUCACGGUGCGCCGUGGGCGUAGAUGCUGUUGUGCCCCACCACGGCGACACGGAAGCGGUGAUCGGCGGUGGCCACAGCUUCAGCGUGAUCGCGAGGAAGAACGCGCAGAGCGCCGUGCCGUCAGGAGGCGCUCCAGCGUGCGAGCUGGACGACCCUCUCCGUCGAGGCCGAGCUGUACGCCAUGGAGGCGACGCGGCAUAUGCCGAUGCGCAAGCAGCGCAUAGCGAGCGCGAUGUGAGGCAGGAGGCGCUGCAGGAGACCACGGAGGUGACGAGGGACACGACCGUGACGUCAAACCACGUCGCUCUCGACGGCAGCAAAGUGAAUGGCCUGGCCGCGGGUGCCGUUGGCACCGCUUCUGCUAUCAGUUCGGCCGUCAGUGUCACCCGCUCCAAGCGGCGUCCGCCGCCCGAGACGAAGGAGACGGUGCCGGCGAAGGCGGUGAGCAGCGAGGUCGAAGCGAUGACGCGACCCGCAUCGCAUUACAACAGUCACGACGAAGAAGCACGUGAAGUUCGAGAGCAAGAGCAGGAGCUGCUGGCACAGCUGGAGCACAAGGUCAAGGGGCUGUACGUGCAGGAGGAGGAGGAGCAGGCGCGCGCGAAGUGGGCUGGACUACACGAGACGCUAGCCUCGGCACCAUACACACCCGCGCAGUCCGAGCGGGAGAAGACGCUGAAGUAG
Phytophthora sojae is the source of this 846-nucleotide messenger RNA. RefSeq lists its product as hypothetical. Lineage: Eukaryota; Oomycota; Peronosporomycetes; Peronosporales; Peronosporaceae. The transcript is spliced from 6 exons. The coding region runs from base 1 to 846 and encodes 281 amino acids. The record is from RefSeq and is a predicted model, not a curated record.